This is a messenger RNA of Aspergillus bombycis, 1830 nucleotides long. Its product is annotated as DUF4246 domain-containing protein. The record is from RefSeq and is a predicted model, not a curated record. NCBI's taxonomy places the organism in Eukaryota, Fungi, Ascomycota, Eurotiomycetes, Eurotiales, Aspergillaceae. The coding region runs from base 1 to 1830 and encodes 609 amino acids. The transcript is spliced from 4 exons.
AUGGAGCAGAACCGGGUUGUACUUCCCGGCUUCGGUCAGCCCCUGAACGAUCAUUUACCCACAAUUGAAAAAGAGGGUCCGUGCAAAGGCCAGCGUCGACGAUUCCCUCAUGCACUAUGUGACACUUGCUAUAGCGAGGGCGUCUCUGUGCGGGAGCGCCGAAUGUUAGAUUUCAUCAAUAAGAUCACCGAUAAGCCAGAGUGGGAGCGGAAGGUCUUCGAGGAAGACAUCGUGAGCAAAUGGCGCAAUGAAGCGUGUGUACACAGCGAAGAGCUCGAGGAUGACUAUCUAUCCCCUGCUAUGUUCGAUUAUUGUAUCGAAGAACUUCGCGACAAAGCCGCGUUCUUCAAGGACUCACAGAUCGUGUCUGUCUAUGACUGUGAGACCGCAAUCGUCAAGUCUGAUUCAGCAGUCACGUCACUCUUGGCGGAGUCGCUGCGCAGCAAUGUGCGUGUCUUGGAAGAUGUCCCGGGACAUCUGAAAGAUUGGCAUCCUGGGUCGGAUGAAAAGGUCCUGGAUUUGCUUCACCCGUCGCUGUUUCCCUUGAUCUACGGACGUUCACGCGCACUGCCUUAUGGGACUGUGCCGCUUGAUGAUUGUGCCCGCUUCACUGGAGAGGGUGAGGUAGUUGACCCCGAAUAUGAUGGGCACCAGAAACUAUCUCAGCGAAGUGAAGGGUCACUGCCGGAAUGGGGUAGCUUCCAAUGGCUGCCAUCCAAUGUUGAGUUCGACAAAGACGGUAUUCCCAAAAUUGUCAGUUACAUCAACAACCUGCACCCCAGGCGGCACAAGGAGCUCUAUGGAACGCUAGAAAAGUUCGUCGCAGCUGCAAUUCCGCUUUGGAACGAGUGUCUUUCGUGGGAUGAGACUCGUCUGAGGAUUGAAUUCCGGGGAGGAUCCGACGAGGACUUCAUGAUUCCUGAUGGAAUUACCUUUACUCCAAAUGAGGACGACGUAGAUUCACCCGAGAAGGUCCGACCUUACACGUACCAAGAGGCUUGCGAGGACAAGGACAUCUGCUACACAGACAGGUUUGAUGUUUGGUAUAGGGAAAACCGAGUCUUCCCUGAGCGGGAGCCGGAGCCAUUCCAGUCUCGCCGGCAAUGGGAGGAAAAGGCCGAACACCGCGCCGCCGAUCUGCAAGCGCACUUUGCUACGUCUGGACUGCAAGUUAUCUUUAAGCUCGCGAAUAUCCACCUCACCCCUGAAAAGCCAGAGUACGACGGCGGUACGUGGCACAUUGAAGGAGCGCUGAACGAACACAUUGUCGCCACGGCUCUCUAUUAUUACGAUGAGCAGAAUAUUACACCUAGUCAUCUUGAGUUUCGGCAGUCUAUGGACGCGGAGGAUUUUACGUACAGACUUCCUCAGUAUGAAUACAAGUCCACAGAAAUCUUCUACGGAAUUGCAAACGAGGAGGUUGCAGUACAAAUGCUCGGCAGUGUUCUGACCAAACCUGGUCGACUUCUCGCUUUUCCAAAUGUCCUCCAGCAUCGAGUCCAGCCAUUCAAACUGGCUGAUGCCACAAAGCCUGGUCAUCGAAAGAUUCUGGCUAUGUUCUUGGUGGAUCCGUAUAUACGCGUACUCUCCACAGCAAAUGUGCCUCCCCAGCGAAAGGACUGGUGGACAGAGGAAGUUCGGAAGGUGCCCCCGUUUCAGGGUUUGCCGUUGGAACUGUUCAAUAUGAUCAUCGACGAAGUCAGAGACUUUCCACUUAGCUGGGAUGAGGCGGUGGGCGUUAGAGAAGCCCUCAUGGAUGAGCGAGGCGCACUGAUUGACUAUACCAAUGAUACGGUAGAAGAGAAUACUUUCAGCUUUUGUGAACAUUAA